Messenger RNA from Synchiropus splendidus (mandarinfish), 2911 nucleotides. RefSeq lists its product as uncharacterized. Bases 119 to 1414 code for a protein of 431 amino acids. The record is from RefSeq and is a predicted model, not a curated record. Lineage: Eukaryota; Metazoa; Chordata; Actinopteri; Syngnathiformes; Callionymidae. The transcript is spliced from 6 exons.
ACUUCAUACCAGUCGAUGGUUGACGGAUUCUUGAGUAAAUGUUUCACUCUACUGUGUACGAGUGGACGCGUGCGCGGCUGAGACAAGUUCAGACUGACACGAAGGUGUGGCACUAGUCAUGCGUGGGAGAGGAGGAGGUCCAGUCACUCACUUGGAAGCUUUAUCGUGGAGACUUGAUGAUCUUUUCAAGGUCUUCCUGCUUGUGCCAACGCGUCCCACUCAGCACUAUAACUCAGCAUGCCAGGUUAUUUCGCCGAGGGAAGCUUCCAAGAGGAACCGCACCAGAAGUAGCAACCACCUGACUGACGCAGGUCGGGCGGCGACCGGAUCCGAGAAAACCCCAACAUGUCGCCUCAGCGAACUCACUUGGAGCUACAGAAAUAGUUUCGCAACAGAGCAUUCGUCAACCCAUCACUUCACCCAUUGUAAAGCAGCCAUGCGUAGAUUCAGCUCAGAGGGGUCUCUCUUAGAUAUCGACUUUCUUCCAUGGAGGCGUGUGAUUACAAACAAAGAGAAUCGAAAGACUGCAGCUUUAUCAUCCACUUUUGUGGAUGGUGAGUUUCCACGCCCACCGUUCAUCCAGGAGCCAAUUGUCGAUGAAAAGGAAAAUAAAAAGCUGAAUAGAGAACAAAGCACCAGUGCAGAGAACCUCUCAGUGAAGGUGGACAGGAACCACUUGGCAGUGUGCGUCAUUAAUGAAGGCUUUCGGGCCUACAGUGACAGCCAGCUGAGCCCUGCUGCACAAGGAAGCUCUGACAGUGUGGAGAAAGAAGAUCCGCCAUCUACCUCCCCGUCGGCUGACUCCUGUGAGGCCUUCAAACCUGAGCAGAAGCACCAUCACAGACUCAAGCUGACUGCUGCUAAACUGCACCUCAAAAGCCUCUUUGGACUGAGUCCCCAUUCCUCCAACUCCAACCUGUCUUGCUAUGAAAACAAAGACAGUCUAACAGAGAGAAGGUCUCGUCUGCUCUUCAUGCACCAGUGGAGUAUGGUAGGCCACAGCAAAGGGAGCAGGAUCAGUCGAGAAGAGCUGGAAAAAUGGGCAGAGUCACUGGAUGCUCUGCUGAAUAGCCACUUGGGUGUUUCCGUGUUUGGAGCAUUCCUCCGCUCCCAGUUCAGUGAGGAGAACCUGCAGUUCUACCAGGCUUGUGAGCAGUACAAACACUCAUCAAACAAAUUCAGCCUGCAGCGAAGAGCCAAGGACAUCUGUGCCACCUACAUCCUGCCAGGAUCCCCCCGAGAAGUGAACUUGGACAGUAAGACGCGGGACCUCACCAUCCAGCUGCUGCAGGCACCAUCCCACACCUCUCUGAACUAUGCACAGAAGCGCAUCUACUCACUACUGGACCUGGACUGUUACCCUCGAUUCCUCCAGUCCAUCGUCUAUCAGUCCCUGCUCAAAGAAGCUGAGUAGAGUCCGUCAUCUUCAGGUUUCCGGCACAGACUCUUGGGAUGGUCUUCUGUUGUUGUCUCGGGGCCUGAGCUCACACAAGCAUCCACUCUACAGUUGUAACUAAUGAGAUGCUAUGAAGAUGCGAAGUUGGCAGCAUAAGAUCCAGAUAAGCCAACAUGUUUUAUUGUAUAUGACAGCUGGAUCACAUGAUUUAUCAUUUUCCACCUCCUACUUUGACACUUAAGUUUGAGCUUUGAUGACCUUUUCGACCAGAGGUGACACGCCUACACAAAGAGUUUACAGUCCCAUUGCCGUGUUGUUAAAUCUAUUCGCGAAUGUAACCACUGUUUCAUGAUGUGGUUAAUCCACAUCGAGGCACUGCCUCGGCCUGAGACUUUGAUUGGUUGGCUCACUGCCCAGGUAGGCACCGCCCACUACCUACUGUAUAACUCCCUUGUCUUCCACUGCUCAGUCCCCUUUGGUACUCAGUCGCAGAAGGCAGGCCUGCUGGGUAGCCUAUUUGUACAACUAGUACAACAUUUGUGCACCGUUCUCCUAUGCUGUUUCUACGAGGACGCUAUAUAAGUGUACUGUAUGACAGUGGAAUACUCCGACCAUGGCCACCCAUUCAUUCAUAUUUAUCUUCAUGCUGUGCUUGAGCCACGUCAUGAAGUUCUGUUGGCGACUCGCUUCAGCAAGACAAUCGGCGAUGAAUUCUGCCAGUUGUAGCACCUUCCACUGAAAAGCCAACGAAAAACUGCGGAACUAUGAGCGCUCACGACACCCAGUGGAGAACUGGGACACAUCCCCUCCACAAGAGCCACACAUCUGACUGUCAGCAGAGGCUCAGUGGAAGAUCACAACCAUGUUUCACGAAUGUGUCCUGCCUUAUUUUGUGCUUUGUUUGCCUAUAAUUUAAAUGAGUUUUAUUUUCAGUAGUGGUUUUUUUUUAUUAAGUUAUAUUUGUCUUGUCUUUGUUUUUUUUCUUAGUGAUCUGAAAAAUGAUCCAAUCUAUGAUCAGAUCCAAACCUUUUAGAGGGCACAAAUCUUCCUCAAUGUGCAACAUUAUUUUACAUUCUUUCAAUGCAGGCAAUGAGAUCAGUAAAGUGGGGUCAUUGAUUUUUAAGAACGUCAUUCAGAAGUCAUUCAUAUUUCCUGUGUGGAACUUACGAGAGGUACGACAGACUACUCAUCCCGUGGUACCCCGGACCCAAGUGGCACCGUUUUAAAACACGCAUGCACACAAAACCAAUAUGCACCAUCAUCAAUGUCAAGCAAAAAGUCUAAAUAGGACAUUUGAAAACUAAAUAAAAUUGUCACUCAGACUACUUCCCCCUGUCCCUCAGAAGACUGUCUACAGAGGGUCCAGCUUCAAACUGCCAACUGAGGCAACCCUCUGCACCAGAUUCUCCAGCCUGGAGAGGUCUGUCUUAGAUAUUGUGCUCCCACCUAUUCUUAACUCGGUGCAUGAUUCUGAGUUGCCUUGUUUCUGAAUUAUGUUUCUCUUGCUUCCAUCAC